Messenger RNA from Zymoseptoria tritici IPO323, 1018 nucleotides. RefSeq lists its product as uncharacterized. The coding region runs from base 321 to 743 and encodes 140 amino acids. The record is from RefSeq and is a predicted model, not a curated record. The transcript has a single exon. NCBI's taxonomy places the organism in Eukaryota, Fungi, Ascomycota, Dothideomycetes, Mycosphaerellales, Mycosphaerellaceae.
GACUUCGAGAAGAGCUCCGCAACAUUGGCGCCAGGUUUCCACCACAUCCGCCAUCAACAGAAGCUUGCGAGGAUCCAGAGAUAGCGGUUAUGCUCAAAGGGGCGGUCGAGAUCGUGGUUCUUCCGGCCUGAAUCGCUCUUCAGGUCCGCCUGGUCGAGAUCGUCCACAGGGCUUCGUGAGAAGUGAUGGAACACGACGGCCGAGAGACGAAAAUGGUGGAGCUCCAUUCAAGAGAAACUCAUCAUCGCCCGAGUAUGCGCCUCGUGGCCGCCGGGAUGAAAUUGCGACUGUGGAUCGAAGUGUGAGGGCGCGUGGCAAAGAUGGAUACCGUGGCCAACCAGGAUUUGCUGCCCGAUCUUCACGAGAGGAGGACGAUUUUCCAUCUUAUCAGCGCAAAGAUUCUAGCGAUGAGCGGUCAGAGCGCCGGCGACCACUUGGAUUUGAGCCUCGGUCUCGUAUCGAUGCCUCUGGCGAUGGAAAUUCGAGCAGAGGUACAGGGCGACGAGAGUCUGCAGGGCGCUCGCGAAGAGAUUUUGACGCAGGUCAGGAAGGAUUCCUUCCCGAACGUCGUGGACGGGUCUUUGGCGACGGGGAUCGAAGCUUUGGAGGUCGGCGUGAUAGAGACCCUGGCCCAGAACGGUCAGACUUCCCAGGCCAUCGAGAAGGAAAGUUCGAGGAAAGGCGAAAAGGGUUUGCAGGACGCCGCGACCGUGAGCCAGUGGAAGGGCGACGAGAGGUUGUGAGGCCUCAUUUCCGGAGUACCGAGUCCUCGUAUCGCAAGGACGGCGUGCCGAGCUCUGGCAACGAGCGAGCUGUCAGCGCACCAGCAGUCGAAUCCACCGAAGAGAGCGCUGGUGCGCGCAACGGUCUACUUCGCGACAUCAAGACCGCCUGCAAGCUGAUCAGAUCUAUUCAGAAAUCUGAAGCAUCAGGCGAGGAUACCAGUGAGCUCAUCAACAUGACAAUCGCAUCACUUCGGAGCGUGAACAAGCAUGUGACAUCGGGCAAAUUUCAGGAC